Molecule: messenger RNA, 2126 nt
Organism: Anopheles funestus (African malaria mosquito)
Lineage: Eukaryota; Metazoa; Arthropoda; Insecta; Diptera; Culicidae
Product: tudor domain-containing 6
Exons: 5
Coding region: 99-2087 (662 amino acids)
Biological process (GO): spermatogenesis
Molecular function (GO): metal ion binding
Source: RefSeq, a predicted model, not a curated record
AGUUAAAACCGCAUGCGAAGCUCCAUUUGCAUUAAUCCGUUACCCCUUUUUUUGUUAGUUUUGUGUACCGAUUCAAGAUCUAGUAGCGUGCAGUGAAAAUGGCGUACGAACUCCUAUGGGAUGCUUCCUAUGAAUAUCUAGAAAAAAACGUUUCCUUCGUAAAUUCGCUCACACGAUUAAUGCUAGAAAGAGCAAAUAAUCAUCGCUCCCAGCUAUUCACCCAGGCCCACAAAAAGAGUCCCACAUUCUUGGAGGACUUCAAAGUAGCGCAUGAUGAGGUGCAAAACAUGGGCAAAACACUGCAAACGGUAGUGAACGAUUGGAAAAGCUUGUUUGCGGAAGUUACCUCAAAUGUGUGCAAACAAACAAUUCCGCAACCGAUUGCGCCCAGUGCCGGUUUAACCUUCGAUUACAUCAAACCAUUGCUCGAAUAUAAAGUGAAUGAGAAAGUUCAGCUAAUUGUCACUUAUAUCCCGGCAUCACCGGAAGGCAUUUUUUACGCGAUGGACGACUCUCGGAAAACAGACUUCCGCGCCAAUUUCACACCAAUCCAAAAAACGUGCAAAACUUUCCUGAAUAAACCACCGCCCGCCGGUGUUGUGUUUAUGGUUUAUAUAGACAAUCUAUGGACGCGAGCUGUUUGUAAUGUGGCGACGAAAGGUAAAACUCCUGUAGCAAUCUAUCUGCUGGAUCUGGGUGAAGUAUUGCCUUAUGAAGAUCAUGUUCCUAAAGCGAUGCUGCCUGCCGAAUUCAUCAGCGUACCGGGGUAUGCGAUGAAAUGUACGAUCGUCCCCAAGACUGUUUCGUUUCCAUUUAAUCUGUACGAUAUCGUAUCUUGUAACGUGGUGGCAGUACAAAAUGAUCUUCUAGUAUUGGAAUAUAACGACGAAAAGCAAGCAUUUUGCUGCUCUAUUGCCGAGGAAACGAUAACGAAGACUGAAUGGGAACAGCAAGAUGAUGUGGCCAAAAGAACAAAUGUAAAUAAAUUAAAUAACAAUCAAGAUAAGCAAGAAUACUCCAAAACUAGUGGAAGGUCCACAAAAGCAGAACAAAAGGCGCAACAAGCUGAUGCGAGCCAAAGUCAAACAAAUGUAAUCAAAAGAGCACAUAACGAACAAAAAGAAGAAUUCCCCAUCAGGAAUUCUUCCAAAGACACAAAGCGGGAAGAGCAAUAUAAUGUAACCCAAAGUACAACAAAAGAGAUUAAAUCAGCACCCAAUGGAGAAAAGCAAGAAUAUGCUAUCACCAGGGCAACGUUCACCGAGGCAGAGCUGGAACAGCUAGAUGAUAUAUCCCAAAGUACUUCAAACGCAAUGAAAGCCGUACUCGGGUACGUGCCGAAGGAUGACGAAAGGCUCUGUAAACACUACGAUCCGGCGACGAAAGGCUGCUUCAAGGGAAGCAACUGCCGGUUAAGACAUGAACCGAAAGAUCCGGACGGAUGGACGCUCGAUAAGGAUACCGUUUCCGUCUCCAUUCCGGCGCAGAUGGAAAUACCACUACCCAAUACCUAUAUUACACUGCACCCGACAUGUAUUAUCGACGUGGACACGUUCUAUGCGCACGUCGCUGGGGACGAAGCGAACUAUGCCAAGUAUGAGCAACUAAUGGCUGAAAUGAACGAUCCAGAAAUGAUAGACAAUUAUAAAACGCUUAAACUAAUACCCGCGCUUGGCGAAUUAGUAAUUGCUAAAUACGAAGAUAUGUGGUACCGAGCGACAGUUUGCGAUGUGUUCGAUAAUAGGAUCAGUGUGUUUUACGUCGACUACGGCAAUACGGCGACGGUUGGUACAAACGAAGUGCGCCGUUGGGAGGAUCGCUUUAAGUUUCUCCCGUUCCAAGCUGUGUAUUGUCGUAUCUCCAAUAUACAGCGCAUUAAACCAUGCCAUUUGCAAGCUAUUCAACAGCUACACCACUGUAUUCUGGACAAACCGAUAAGGGCUUUGAUAAUUGACAAUAAACAUCCGUGGGAAGUUUUGAUCUAUGAUGAAGAUAAUUUUGACGUCGGUGAGGCACUGAUUAUGACCAAAUUAGCGCUUCCAAGGAAGCCAAGUAAAUUUGACGAAAACUCCUACAUUCCUGGAUGAGUAAUGUAUUGUGAAGGUAGCUAGUUUGAAUUGUUUCUG